AAAAAUUCCCCAAUUUCUUCAUCACUCCAUUUCCAUCUAAAUUCUAAUCAUCAAUCCCUAAUCCACCUCGCAAUCUCUCUUCUCUCUUUUCAAUUUCGUCGCAAAAAAUGGCUUCGGAGCCCUCUCCCUUCAUCGAAAGCCUAAUCAAUUCGAGAAACAGAGACAUCUCCCUCUUCCUACCCUUCCUCCUCGGCCUCAACGCUGCUGCGGCGGAGGAUUCUGGCAGCCCGCCUGACCGGAUCGUGCUAAUCAACCCCUUCACGCAGGGCAUGGUAGUGAUCGAGAGAAGCAGCAGCGAUAAUAGCAACAACUCAGGUUUUGAGUCCUUUCUCGAAGAAUUGUUCUCUCGCAAGAGCGGCCGGCCGCCGGCGUCAAAAGCGGCAAUUGAAGCUAUGGAGACCGUAGAAGUGGUGGUCGGCGAAGAAGAAGGCGGCGAUCAGUGCGUGAUCUGCUUGGAGGACUGGGAAGCUGGGGAGAAGGCGAAACGGAUGCCGUGCAAGCAUAGGUUUCACGGCGAGUGUAUAGAGAAAUGGUUGAGAAUUCACGGGUCCUGCCCCGUUUGUAGAUACGAGAUGCCGAUGGAUGACGAGAAGAAGAGGAGGAAAGAGAUUUGGGUGAGUUUUACGUUUGGUGGUGAGAGGAGAAGUGGUGAAACAGGGAGUGAGAAUGAUGGCGAUUCUAGUGAUUCCAGUUGAAUCUACUUGAUUUGUGUAUAUAUCUCUGGUUUUUGUGCAAAGUUAUUUGUUUGGUUGAUCGAAUUGGUGAAGAGAAAAAUUGAUUCAAAUGUUUUCAUUAGAUGAAUGCAAGCUUGGCUCUGAAGGUA
Messenger RNA from Salvia hispanica, 823 nucleotides. Its product is annotated as E3 ubiquitin-protein ligase MPSR1. Gene Ontology annotation, cellular component: cytoplasm. The record is from RefSeq and is a predicted model, not a curated record. Lineage: Eukaryota; Viridiplantae; Streptophyta; Magnoliopsida; Lamiales; Lamiaceae. Gene Ontology annotation, biological process: protein ubiquitination. Gene Ontology annotation, molecular function: ubiquitin protein ligase activity.